UAGCAUUCAUUGGUCAUGGUCAUUGGUAAACAUUCAGAUAACGAGAUAGGCAAUCAAAAUGUAUAAAACCUUUGAACACUAAUUGAAUGGCAACUAGUUCACAUGAAGUUGGAAAGUACACGUUCCAAUCAGCAUAGCAAGAAAUUUCCAUUACAAAGUCAACAAUGAGACUCGAGAGAUCUUUGCUGGUUGUUGCGUUGCUCAGCGCAGCAAGUGAAGGUUAUCUACUAUCUCCAUUGAUCUGUUACUACUGUGAAGAUUGCACCUCGUCUGCUGCGGUUAUUCAACCAUGUGGCCUCACAAGUCCCAUUCUGACUACACCGAGUAUUGUUGGAGACAAUUUUCAACAGGCCCCUCAAUAUUCAUCAGAACCUAUUCUCACCCCUCCCCCAGUUGUUGGUGGGGGAGGAAGUGACACAAUCUUCCCUCAGUAUCCAGAUAAUGAUCAGGGAAGUCCUUUACUGACUCCACCGACAAUACCGACUGGGGCAGUGGCACCUGAGUGGAACGACGGCUCGGUUAGUGGAGCAAGCAACAGCGGAGUCCCAGUAUUGACCACCAUUUGGCCUGGAACGACUUCUUGGAAUUGGUGGUCUUCGAAUCGUGCAAAAGUUGAUAGGUAUAUAUGCGUCACGGCGAAAUACACCGUUGGAAAUCGACAAGUGAUCUAUCGUGGAUGCUCACGACAAGGUCGAAGUAACGACGAUAUCUGCAGUGGAAUGAGUAAAGGCAAGUAUCAACAGUGUACGCUUUGCACUUCGCCGCUUUGUAACAAUGGGAAAUGAUCUAAAUAAAUUCAAAAACUAUUA
Messenger RNA from Aedes aegypti (yellow fever mosquito), 809 nucleotides. RefSeq lists its product as uncharacterized. The coding region runs from base 165 to 785 and encodes 206 amino acids. The record is from RefSeq and is a predicted model, not a curated record. The transcript is spliced from 3 exons. NCBI's taxonomy places the organism in Eukaryota, Metazoa, Arthropoda, Insecta, Diptera, Culicidae.